AUGAUGUUGAGCACCGAAGAGGUCAUGUGCAUCAACUUCUCCGCAGCUCGUGGGUCAGAUGAGACAAGGCUGUUGCGGAGCAAGGUCUGUCAGAUGAUCACCACUGCGCUGGAGGCGAUGCACGAAGCCACUUGCAAGACCCUGCGCCGGCGGGUGGGCCAGCGGUUGCGACGGAAGUUGGGGCGGAUUUUGAAGCAAGAGGAGUUCGAACAGGCCUUGGCGAUCUACAAACGCUAUGAAGACAACCUGGACGACCUUCCGGAGGAUGCACAGGAAUCUGAAAGCAAGGAAGCCACUCCGCCCUCGUCCACUCCGGCAUCGACGACUCCACCGCUGACGUCCCCGACCAAUCCUUUCUGUAUUGCGUUGCCUGUCAUUGCCAUGCCAGUCCCGGUCUAUGUCCACGUGCCGGUACCCGUCUUGGAGCAAGUGACCGUGGAGAAGAUCGUGGACGUGCCCGUGACCAAUCCCGUGGACGUGCCAAGCUUUCCGCAGGCCUCCCCCGCACGUGGAGCUCUCGACGCGCGGCUUAUGCCUCUGGAGCCGGUGGAGCCGGCGACAUCGCCAGCGGCAACGCCGCCGGCUGGGGAGGCCUUCCGGAACUAUCCCAAGUACGGCAGAAUGAUGGAACGACAAAGUACCUGUACCGGCACCACAAGCUUGACGGGCGGCUCAUCAGUUAUGGAUGAUGAGGAUUACUUGGACACCCAGAUCGAGUGGAUGCGCUCGGUGACGGAUGGAGCCCCGGUGGAGAGGACCUUCAUUCAGUUCAAUACCAACCUGAAGGUGGCUCGCAGGUCCAGAUCCCGCUAA
This is a messenger RNA of Durusdinium trenchii, 813 nucleotides long. Lineage: Eukaryota; Dinophyceae; Suessiales; Symbiodiniaceae. The record is from the annotation of a GenBank genome assembly.